CGGUUCUGCAUGGUAGAAUUUCAACGACCCCUGAAGAUCAGCUGUUGUUUUGUCAAUUGUCAUCAUGGAGGAUAAUCAACAAAGUGGGAGGAUACAGAAUAGAUAAGAAUUAAAAUUUUUUUUAGCCAUAAUAAGAAACGAGACAGUGGUGUGUAAAACAUUGGUACUGGUCUUCAAAGUCCACAGGAACUAAACGUGAAUGAGAUGCAUUGGUUCGUCCUGCCCACUCCUCCCGAAGCCUAAGGUUGACUAGCUAUGGACCAAAACACCCUAAUCUCCGACCGUGGUCCAUGGUAUAGCCUAUGCUAAGGUUACUUCCUGCUACCACUGUUUCUUUCAUAAGUUCCUGUACAGUGACGUUGUUCGUUCAAUUGACAAGUAUAAGAAGUGUCCCUAAAAACUGCGAGACUUGUGACUGGCUUACCCUAGGCUAGCCUGAUUGAAAUUUGACGAGAUGGCUACCAUAUUUGAUCAGUAUGAAUCCCAAUCGCAGGGAACUGGUGUGUGCCUUAGGGAUUCCAUUCUGGGAACGACUGCAUUCAAGAAUCAGAAGCUGGAAGAAGAAGCAGCCAUCUUUUUGUUGGAUCGACGUGUCAACUUUUCGCCUCCCCAUCCCAUUACACACCUUGUCGUUUCCAAUCACCAUCUCGUCCUUGCAAUGGCUAAUAAAACGCUGAUCCGAAUAAAUUUGUCAAAUCCAAAUAAUUUAGAGGAAAUUGAUAUAUGCAAGUUAGCUCUACAGGCUAAGAUUUAUAACAUUUUUCUUGAUCCUACGGGUCAGCAUUUGCUCAUAAGUAUUGUAAGUAAAGAUGGUGUAACUCCUGUUGAUACACUGUAUUUACCAUUAAGAACAAAUAAACCAAAGUCUACUUAUAAGUUGAAAGGACAUCUAGUGACUAGUGUUGCAUGGAGUCAGAGAAAUCAGUCGGAAAGUGUAACAGGCCCUAUCCUCAUAGGAACUUCGAGAGGAUUAUUGUUUGAGAUGGAGUUAACUUCAGAUGAAAGAUUUUUUCAGUCUGGGCAUGAAGAAUAUUGUAAACAACUUAUUGAUUUUGGCAAAGAAAAACCAUUGGCCAUAUCGCAAGUAGAAUAUCGUAGUAGUCCUUCAGAUGACCUCCACUUUUUGGUGUUGUGUACAACACCAGAACGGAUAUACCAGCUUGCAGGUCGUGUUAAGUCUCUUGAAGAAAGACCCAUGUUUCUUUCACUUUUUAAUAACUAUCUUGGUCUGCCCCCAAGAUUCACUGAGCUUCCUAGUACUUGGAAAAAUUCGUGGCUUCAGAUUUAUCAUAGUGUGAAUAUUCCAAAACAUUUUGCGUGGGUGGUAGAACAAGGCAUUUAUUAUGGUGAUGUAUCUUGGACAGGAUUGAUACAUGAAGAAGCAUCUAUUCAGAAAGGCUUGAAUCCAUUCCCAGCUAGUGUUGAAGGAAGUGGCCCUCCUUGUGGUAUGAUUUUAUGUGAAUAUCACCUCUUUAUAGUUUGGCCUCACAAAAUUCAGGGCAUUUGUAUCCUUAACAAUCAGGUGGUGUUUGAAGGCUCAGUGCCAGAAGACUGUGGAAAACUGAUGGGAAUAGCAAGAGAUAAUGUACGUGGUUCCAUCUGGGUCUAUGCAGAGAGAGCAGUGUUCAAAUACAAAGUGGAUCAAGAGGGACGUAAUGUGUGGCGUAUAUAUUUGGACCAAGGCAAUUAUGACCAAGCCAAAAAGCUGUGUAGUAAUGAUUCUUCACGCUUGUAUGUUGUAUUGCUGAAAGAAGCUCAAGAUUUGUUUGAGAAAAAAGAUUAUCUUCGCAGUGCAAAGCUCUUUGCCAAGACGCUGACAUCAUUUGAAGAAGUUACGCUAAAAUUUGUUGAAGUAGGAGAGGAAGAGGCUUUAAAGAUUUACCUCCAUGAAAAAUUGGAAGGUUUGAAAGUUAGUGAACAAACACAGGUGACACUAGUGGUUGUUUGGUUACUUGAGUUGUAUCUUAAGAAAUUAGGAAAUCUGCGAGAUGCAGGUGAGCAAAACACACAAGUGUAUCGGAAUUAUGAUGAACAACUGAAGGCUUUCUUACAAGAUCCAAAAGUUCGUCAGAGCAUCAUAAACAAUUCUUCAGCUGUAUAUGAGUUGUUGUCAUCCCAUGAUGAUCAUGACAAUUAUGUAAAUGUGUCAAUAAUGUUGAAAGAUUAUGAUAGAGUUCUGCGACACUUGAUUCAUCAUGGCCGAUAUAUUGAGGCACUGGAGGUUUUGAGUAACCAAGGGUCUGAAAAACUUUUUUGUCAGCAUAUUCCAACGCUUAUGAAAGAAAUCCCCAGGGAGGCUGUGGACUGCUUGAUUUCCCAAGGAAGAAGGCUUAGUCCUGUGCAGCUUUUACCAAUUUUAGUUCACUGCCAUUCAUGUCAUGGACAUGGCAAGGAAGUGCUUCGUUAUAUAGAGUACUGUGUGGAUAAACUAGAUGUUACAGAUGAAGUUGUACAUAAUUUCUUGAUAAGUCUGUAUGUCAGUGAACGCCCUGAUAAGUUAUUGCCGUAUUUUAAAUUGCAAGGUGAUGAUAGUCAGAGUGUUCACUAUGAUCUUAAAUUUGCACUCAGAGAAUGCAUAUCGGCUGGAGAAGAGAAAGCUUGUGUACAUAUUUUGACCACAAUGGGCCUUUAUCAAGAUGCUGUUGAAUUAGCUCUCAAACUAGAUACCAUUUUGGCAAAAUCAACUGCAAAUCGACCAAAAUAUGAUCAAGAUUUGCGCAAAAAACUGUGGUUAAUGAUAGCAGCGCAUGUUGUACAAGAAGAACAGGACGUGUCUCGAGCAAUGGAUGUCCUACGUGAAUGUGACCUGAUUAAGAUUGAAGAUAUUUUACCAUUUUUCCCAGACUUUGUUACUAUUGAUCAGUUCAAGGAUGCCAUUUGUUCUUCACUUCAGGAAUACAACCAACACAUAGAAGACUUAAAACAUGAGAUGGAUGAUGCUGCUAAAACAGCAGAAAAUAUUAGGAAAGACAUUCAGAAGUUUAAACAGAAGUUCUCUUUUGUGCAUGCACAAGAUCGAUGUUGUGAGUGUAAUUACCCCUUAUUAACACGUCCAUUUUAUUUAUUCCCAUGUUCCCAUAAAUUUCAUCAAGAUUGUCUCUCAGAUGCAGUAUUGGGUUACCUAAGUGAGACAAGACGGAAAAGGGUAUCCGACUUGAAAGGAAAGUUGUUGGCAAUAUCAAAUGAUGAGAGCACAACAGGAACUGGCGUUUGGGGUGACAGAGAGCAAAUUCAAUCAGAAAUUGAUAGCCUUGUUGCAGGAGAGUGUUUGUAUUGUGGUGAUAAUAUUGUUUCAAAUAUUGACACACCAUUUAUUAAUGCAAAUGAGUGGGAUGCUACAAUGGCAGAGUGGCAGUGAUUGAGGUAUAUUGAAAAGUCCAGAACAAGUGUAAUUUUUCCAAUUUCUCCCAUGUCAUGGUUGUACAUAUUUUCAUAUAGUAAUGACAGUCACUUCUUUUGUCAGUGAAGUGGUUUUGCAUGAGUUAAAUGACUAAUGUUUAUUUUGUUAUACAAUGUUGUUUGUACAAGCAUGUCAGCAUAUUUUCAAAACUUAGCUUAUAGCAUAAUUGAAAAAUAAAAUAGUUUUUUAUGCUAGAUAUAUGAAGAUUUAAAGUUCAGUGCUAUUUCUCAUUUAAACUGAUGAUAGAGAUUAAAAAUAUGAAUGCCUGUUUAUUAUAAUUUCUUCAAAUUAAAAUCAGUUCAGCAGCCCUUGCAAAUUGAUUGUUAUCUAGAUUUCAUCACUGAAAUUUGUCACAAUAAAUUUUUAUUAGUUA
Macrobrachium nipponense is the source of this 3773-nucleotide messenger RNA. It is a transcript of the gene dor, whose product is annotated as vacuolar protein sorting-associated protein 18 homolog. Gene Ontology annotation, biological process: endosome to lysosome transport; lysosome organization; organelle fusion. Bases 455 to 3358 code for a protein of 967 amino acids. Gene Ontology annotation, cellular component: HOPS complex; endosome. Lineage: Eukaryota; Metazoa; Arthropoda; Malacostraca; Decapoda; Palaemonidae. Gene Ontology annotation, molecular function: protein-macromolecule adaptor activity; protein binding. The transcript has a single exon. The record is from RefSeq and is a predicted model, not a curated record.